GCGGCUCCGGCCCGGCUCCCAGGCGGGAGUCGUGAGGCGUGGCUGGGUGGAGGAGGCGCUUGGGGGGCGUGUGGCUCCCCGGCGGGCGGGAGGACCAAGCGAGCCGCGCCGGACAAUAAGCUGGGCGGCUCGACGCUGCGGCCACUUUUAGGGGGGGCGCGAGGCGGCCGGUGCCUCCGCGGCUCAGAGGCCCCACCUGCAAGGAGAGGGCGGGAUGCCAGAGCCAGGUGUCCCGGCGCCCUGAGGCCCCUCGCAGCCCUGCGGCCCUGAACUGGUUCUCGCAUUAACAGUAGGCUACCUGGAGGCUUUGGCUGGGACGUUUUUCUUUUUUUUGGUGGGGAGCCCUCGGAGCAGCCGUGAUGGCCAGCACCAGGAGUAUUGAGCUGGAGCACUUUGAGGAACGGGACAAAAGGCCGCGGCCGGGGUCGCGGCGAGGGGCGCCCGGCUCCUCCGGGGGCAGCAGCAGCUCGGGCCCCAAGGGAAACGGGCUCAUCCCCAGCCCGGCGCACAGUGCCCACUGCAGCUUCUACCGCACGCGGACCCUGCAGGCCCUGAGCUCGGAGAAGAAGGCCAAGAAGGCGCGCUUCUACCGGAAUGGGGACCGCUACUUCAAGGGCCUGGUGUUUGCCAUCUCCAGCGACCGCUUCCGGUCCUUCGACGCGCUGCUCAUGGAGCUCACUCGCUCGCUGUCGGACAACGUGAACCUGCCCCAGGGCGUUCGUACCAUCUACACCAUCGACGGCAGCAGGAAGGUCACCAGCCUGGACGAGCUGCUGGAAGGUGAGAGUUACGUGUGUGCAUCGAACGAACCAUUUCGUAAAGUUGAUUACACCAAAAAUAUUAAUCCGAACUGGUCUGUAAACAUCAAGGGUGGGACAACCCGAGCCUUGGCUGCUCCCUCCUCUGUGAAAAGUGAAGUGAAGGAAAGUAAAGAUUUCAUCAAACCCAAAUUAGUGACCGUGAUUCGAAGUGGAGUGAAGCCUAGAAAAGCCGUGCGGAUCCUUCUAAAUAAGAAGACUGCUCAUUCCUUUGAGCAGGUCUUAACAGAUAUCACCGAAGCCAUUAAACUAGACUCAGGAGUGGUCAAGAGGCUCUGCACACUGGAUGGAAAGCAGGUUACUUGUCUACAAGACUUUUUUGGUGAUGACGAUGUUUUUAUUGCAUGUGGACCUGAAAAAUUCCGUUAUGCCCAAGAUGACUUUGUCCUGGAUCACAGUGAAUGCCGUGUCUUGAAGUCAUCUUAUUCUCGCUCCUCAGCUGUUAAGUACUCUGGAUCCAAAAGCCCUGGGCCGUCUCGACGCAGCAAAUCACCAGCUUCAGUAAAGAGGGGUGGCCACUACUCCAGUGUCUAUUCUACAACCAAAUCCCCAGUUAAUGGAACUCCUAGCAGCCAGCUUUCUACUCCUAAAUCUACGAAAUCCUCCAGUUCCUCUCCAACUAGCCCAGGAAGUUUCAGAGGAUCAAAGCAGAUUUCUGCACAGGGCAGAUCUUCUUCCAAUGUAAAUGGUGGACCUGAACUUGAUCGUUGCAUGAGUCCUGAAGGUGUGAAUGGAAACAGGUGCUCUGAAUCAUCAACUCUUCUUGAGAAAUACAAAAUUGGGAAGGUUAUUGGUGAUGGCAAUUUUGCCGUAGUCAAAGAGUGCAUGGACAGGUCCACUGGAAAGGAGUUUGCCCUAAAGAUUAUAGACAAAGCCAAAUGUUGUGGAAAGGAGCACCUGAUUGAGAAUGAAGUGUCAAUACUGCGCCGAGUGAAACAUCCAAAUAUCAUCAUGCUGGUUGAGGAGAUGGAAACAGCUACUGAGCUCUUUCUGGUGAUGGAAUUGGUCAAAGGGGGAGAUCUCUUUGAUGCAAUUACCUCUUCCACCAAGUACACUGAGAGAGACGGCAGCGCCAUGGUGUACAACCUGGCCAAUGCCCUCAGGUAUCUCCAUGGCCUCAGCAUUGUGCACAGAGACAUCAAGCCAGAGAACCUCUUGGUGUGUGAAUAUCCCGAUGGCACCAAGUCUUUGAAACUGGGAGACUUUGGGCUGGCCACUGUGGUGGAAGGUCCUUUGUACACAGUCUGUGGCACACCAACUUACGUGGCUCCAGAAAUCAUUGCUGAAACUGGCUAUGGCCUGAAGGUGGACAUUUGGGCAGCAGGCGUGAUCACGUACAUCCUUCUCUGUGGAUUCCCACCAUUCCGAAGUGAAAACAAUCUCCAGGAAGAUCUCUUCGACCAGAUCUUGGCUGGGAAGCUGGAGUUUCCGGCCCCCUACUGGGAUAACAUCACGGACUCGGCAAAGGAAUUAAUCAGUCAGAUGCUUCAGGUAAACGUUGAAGCUCGGUGUACCGCAGGACAAAUCCUGAGUCACCCCUGGGUGUCAGAUGAUGCCUCCCAGGAGAAUAAUAUGCAAGCUGAAGUAACAGGUAAACUAAAACAGCACUUUAAUAAUGCGCUCCCCAAACAGAACAGCACCACCACCGGGGUCUCUGUUAUCAUGUUUGAUUUGACAGUUUGAGAGACACUUCAGAGUUUCACUCUUUACCCCGUUGAGACUGUGGGGACUCCUGAAGCAGAGUUCUGGUAUUCAACACCUUGUGCUUACUCAGAGCAACUUCUAAUUCCCAGCCCCUCUUAAAUCUGCAUGCUUGUCUCAGACUUCUGACACCAGCGUCCAGCUCUUAGCUUCUUGUCGGUGCAGGUCUGCUGUACCUACUGACAUCCUUUUCAGCCAGCCAAGCACGCCCUUGGAAAACUUGACCGUAAAACUUCAGCUUGCCAUGUUGCCUUCCCUCCCAGAUCUAAAGCUGGCGAGUGCACGGCAGGAGGACUCCGAGAGUUCUCCUACUAACGGCUGUUCCUGUUUGUCACGUAGGUGGAAAAGCAUAAGAUGGGUACCUCUGUGAAGGCUUUUGUGCUCUCUCUAACUACAUUUGCAAAGAUGCUUUUUUUCCCAGUAAGACAUUGUAGAGUCAGCUAGCCUUUGGGAUAAGAGAAGAGAAUUAUAUUGGACAAGGUUUGGGUCUAAGAUGGACCAAUGGUUUUGGAUUGCAUUUGCAUUUUCUGUGACUUGUCCUUGGCAUACUCGGAAAGGACGGUGCCUUUGUAGGGCGGGCUCAUUGUUUAUCCCAGUGGGCUCAUCCCAGCCUCAGGGACUAGAAGAGGCCAUCUUGUGGCAGAGAAGAGAAUUAUAAGAAACCUUGCUCACGCUGCAUCUCGUAGGUGACUUGAGAAAGGACGGAUUCAAAUGGACUGCUUUCCCUGCUUCGGUGGGGGGCUUAUGCUUCUUUCUGGGGGAAAUCGGGAAUGAUUUGGGCGUAAUUUAAGAUAGACAAAGCUGUUUCACUCGUGUUGCUUCCGUUUAAAGUAAGUCUAGUUUCUGUCCCUGCUUCUCUCCCCCCUUCUCCUGCCUCUCUCGCCGCCUGCAUUGCUCCCCUCUGACUAGGUCCAAGGCAAUGGUACGUACUAACUGCACUGCGACGCUUUGUCCUGCUGCACACAUUCAUGGUCUCUUGACAGGAAGAGAAAAGGAGAAGUAACCGGGGAAUUAGUUUCUUUUUCUACCCAGGGGAAAUUUUGUGGUAGAAAAAGGUGAAUGCUGCCUCUCUCCCUUUUCAGUGUUUUUGCUGAGGGUUGGCCCCCCUUGUACUAGGCGCGUGGAAGCUUGUUAAAGAGCCAUGCUAAGUUUCUGAUUUGGCUUUUCCACAAUUACCUCUUCUCCAGGGAAUUGAAAUUGUCCUUGGAAAUUACCAGAUUGUUCAGCUUGAGCUUGGAAGGGCCUGAGGAGCACACGUAUUUCACAGUUGGCACCCAGUGCCCUGAAGGCAGCCACACAAGUCUAUCUUAGAAAGCCCUGUUGUUUAUUCAUAUUUUCUCCAGACUUCUACUUUUCUUUUUUUUUAAUUCCGAGUUCUGAAAAAAUCGGUGGUGCAUUUUCCCCCAGGAUCAUUAGGUUGCAAAACGCCUUCUGGUCGUGGUGCCUUUUAGCUAAAGGUGCCUGAGAACUGAAAGCUCCCCCACUUUUGGAAAACUCAGUGAGAUGACAGCGGCUUGUUCCAUCGACAAGCAAGAAACGCUCAACCUGAGUCCAGGAGGAGAGUGUAGGUCUCACCUCCCAGUCUAGGAUCAGAGAGCAAAGCAGUUUCCUUCCCUUUGUGGCUGUUUCUGUGCUCCCUGAGGAGAUAAGCAGAUUAAAAACUUUGAGGGUGUGACAACAUUAAAAAACAAAACAAUGCACAGGCAGAGAAGAGCAGGUGAGAUGGUGGAGGAUCUAAAAAUGGGUAAUAUUGCACCAUCGGAUUCUCGGGCUUUUAUAGGUGAGGCAGCCACCAUGAGUUGUAAGGAGAUUUUUAUUUACAUGACAUAUAAAAAGUCAUGAAAAGUUAACUGUCAAAGCCCUAGCAUUCGCGUAGGCUUUGCUUGUUGUCCCAGGAGUCCUUGGGGCUCAAGAUCUGGGCACCAAGAGAGGCCCUCAGACCUCAGGCGCAGCUCAGAGCCGGGAGGGGAGGCCCCAGGCCGCCGCCCAGGGGCGCUGACCCCCCGCACUGGGAGCAGAGGCCGGCGGUGCCCGCGUGGGCCCCGAGCGGGCGUUUCUCAGGCUUCUGAUGGCAGAGCAGCUUGGGUUAUUUCUCCUCUUCUGUGUCCGAGUCCCGUGCAUGCUCCGUGGUGCGCUCUGCUCGUGGCACCCGCGCCCGAGCCCGCCCGGCUAACGCGUUGUCUCGCUCUCUCU
This is a messenger RNA of Equus caballus (horse), 4712 nucleotides long. RefSeq names its product doublecortin like kinase 2 (gene DCLK2). Gene Ontology annotation, biological process: protein phosphorylation; intracellular signal transduction; microtubule cytoskeleton organization. The record is from RefSeq and is a predicted model, not a curated record. Lineage: Eukaryota; Metazoa; Chordata; Mammalia; Perissodactyla; Equidae. Gene Ontology annotation, molecular function: protein kinase activity; ATP binding.